Messenger RNA from Leptopilina boulardi, 788 nucleotides. RefSeq lists its product as uncharacterized. Lineage: Eukaryota; Metazoa; Arthropoda; Insecta; Hymenoptera; Figitidae. The record is from RefSeq and is a predicted model, not a curated record. Bases 176 to 613 code for a protein of 145 amino acids. The transcript has 5 exons.
UAUUGGUAAAAUUUAAAAUCGAGAAAUUCCAGGCAAAAGUGAGAAAACAGCAGACGCCGGUUCGUUGGAAGCAUGGUGCACGUUUUUGUUAGUUCAUCGGUUACGUAUUGUUUUGUUUAACAGUCGUAAAUGUGAUUAAUUUUUUCGACCAUAAUUUAUCAAGUUUGAGAGUGUCAUGGAAAGUUCAAGACGAAAGAGAUAUAAAACGUAUUUGGAGCCAGGCUCUAGAGAUCCGAUUCCCUCAUCUUCAAAAUAUAGAUAUCAAAAGCUCAACAAUAAACAGGUAAUAGAGCCACAUUCUAAAAUUGGAACAUCUAAUGAGCAAGAUGAUGCUGCAAUAAAUGUAGAAAUCCAUUUAGAAAAUGUGCAGAUGGAAGAGCAUGACUACCCCGAUGCUUCAAUGAUUCCGGAAACUGAAGAAGAAGAGACUUUUUCCACGGAAUUCGAAUCAUGCGUUAAAUCUAACAUGUCCACCUAUGAUGAUUGUGUAAAUAUGCAUGAUGUCAUUGUAUCUUUAGAAGAUGACCUGGAUGACAUUGAGACUAAUGUAUUGGAGUUUACUCAGAUUCAGAUGACACAUCAGGAAUAUGUCAUUAAGGGGAGGGACUGGUGAAAUUUCAGCCUACUGAAGUUAUUAUUGUUAAAAAGUGUCAAUUUUUUUUCUGGCAUAAUUUAGGAUCCAAAAUUAUUAUAAAUUAUUAAAAUUUAAAAAAAAAAUUUUUUAGCCAUUUUAGAAAAUUUAUUUUUUGGAAAAAUUAAAUUUCUUUAAAUUCCAUACGAUUGAUUGU